Molecule: messenger RNA, 2518 nt
Organism: Odontomachus brunneus
Lineage: Eukaryota; Metazoa; Arthropoda; Insecta; Hymenoptera; Formicidae
Product: calcium release-activated calcium channel protein 1-like
Exons: 2
Coding region: 1022-2101 (359 amino acids)
Biological process (GO): store-operated calcium entry
Cellular component (GO): membrane
Molecular function (GO): store-operated calcium channel activity
Source: RefSeq, a predicted model, not a curated record
AUAUUUACUGAAAUCUAAAUUCUCUUAUUUAAAUAGAAUAAACAAUUGCUUUCACGAAAGGCUAAGGACUUAAGAAAAUGUAUAUUUAAGCGAUUAGAAAAUAUCCUAGAUAAAUAUCUCACGCGAUGCCGGUGAUCACAUCAUACCUUUCUCGUCUCGUAUUUCGCCUUGAGCGAUCUAUCUAUCAAUAUCACGAUGGACUACCGCGCUUUCAUAUCUUGUUUAAUCAACUGGGAAUAUUCUCUCUUUCUCUCUCGCGCCAUGACCCAUUGUCGACUAUCGUCAUCGCGGAGACAGAAAAAUCAACGUUACUGGCCGCGACUAUCGGCUACCGUGCUCUCCUCGCGGGCACGUGAGAGGUGGAUCAUGCAUCGCCGCGGCAUACAUUCACACAUGGACACGGCGGCGGGAGGCCGCGCGGCCGGUUAUUAUGUCGCAGAUAUGGCUCGAAGGUAAUUAAUACUAUUGUUAUGAUUCAGAUAGGUACGCCAUUGUCUGGACAUCUUGGCUCGGCAAUGCGAUCUUCGGCAGUCGGAGCUGAAACGCGCGGCAGGUACGGUCGCUCGACGUCUUCCGAGAGCGAGCGAGCGCGCACGCGAUGACACACCGCACGCAUCAGUCGCAUGUUUGCCGAUGCACACCUCGUCGUCUCGGGGAUUGCGCUCACGACAUCGGCGCUGAUAGAUGUAAUAUGACCGCUCUGGUGGGAUUGUGCAAUUCCGAGGUACAAUUAUAAACCGCGAUUCGGCGGCAGUGUCGGUGCAAUUGGAUUAGAAAUCCGGCUGAUUAUGCCCGCGACCGUGCGCCACGGCUGGCGAUCCGCGUGGAUUAUAGCAGAAGUGAAUUGUGCGCGUUAUGAUACGUCUUGACACACCUGCAUACCUGGAAUAACCAAGCGCUCGAUCGUCUGACGACUCCUCUCUCGGGGAGAGACGAGAUCCGAUCGGUAUGAUUGACGACUUGCAUUCCGAGAGACAGAUGUAAUCAUUGUUUCGUCGUAUCGCGGGCAAGAAAUACACACAUGAAUUCGUACGAGAUGAGCGCCUUCGUCAAUGAUGUUCAGCAGCAUGAGAAGACGGCGAGCACGGCAGGCCAUGUGAGCAUCCACGUCGCGGCCAACGAUACCGUGCCGGGGGAGGACGUGAAAAAUGGCAAAUUCAACAAGUCGACUCAAAGCGAUAUCUCGCACUCGACGUGGAAAAAGUCCAGGCCAAUAUCUUUGACAUAUCUGUCAGGCCGAGCACAGCCGAGCGAGUCGAGUUACUCCACGCACAGCUCCAGGAGCACGUUGUACCCGGUUCAGAGUGAGUUGGUCUUGUCGCCCAGGAACAAGUACAACAAAUACGUGUCCCUGGACAUGAGGUCGACCAACAACCUGUCGUAUCCUAGUCCGCACUCAAACAACCAACUUUACGGCGGUGGCGCGCCGUACACCUGUUGCUGUACGUGCACUGGUGGCUCGCAAAUCCCGCCACCGCCGAUGCCGCCUUUGCACCAGACCGAGAAUCACGACGGGCCCGAGAGUCUUUCCUGGAGGAGGCUUCACAUGAGCAGAGCCAAGCUGAAAGCAACCGCCACUACGUCCGAGCUCCUCAGCGGCUUCGCAAUGGUUGCGAUGGUAGAACUGCAAAUAAACGAGCCGACCGCGGUGCCAGAGUGGCUGUUCGUAAUGUUCGCUGUCUGUACUACUUUCCUGGUAUCGGUGCAUAUCUUCGCGCUGAUGAUAAGCACGUAUCUUUUGCCUAAUGUCGAAGCCAUAAGCAAGCUGCAGGUGUCGAGGCUCGUAACGGAAUCGCCGCACGAGAGAAUGCGCGGCUUCAUCGAGCUGGCCUGGGCGUUCUCCACGGUUUUAGGAUUGUUCCUUUUUCUCGUAGAGGUGGCCAUUCUCUGCUGGGUCAAGUUCUGGGACUAUUCCUUCACCGCCGCCACUGCCAGCACCGUGAUAGUUAUUCCUGUGCUUAUAGUGUUCGUUGCGUUCGCUGUUCACUUUUAUCAUUCUUUGGUAGUUUACAAAUGUGAAAGUGCGGUGUCGGACAUGAAGGAUUUGGAGAGUAUAAAGAGGCAUCUGGACAGCGUGACGAUAGGACAAACUAAUGUAUAAACUUGAGACGCAAUGUGACUAAAUCUGUAAGAUAUAAUCAGUUAUUAAGUUGCUUUAGAUGAGAAAAGGAUGCGUGUUGAACUUAGGAUAAUGAAUAACAAAAAAAAAAUUGUAUUUUAUAAUCUCUAUUGGUUCAUAUAGGUAAGAGAUGUCACACUCAAUCUGAAACAAUCGCGAAAUAAAUUAGAAUGUCAAACGAGAAUAAUAUAAGAAAGACACUUACGGACUUUUGUUGUCAAUAAUUUUACUUUUCAAACGUGACCAUGCGAAAACGGUCAAGUUUUAUUAUAUAUAAAAAUGUACAUAUAUAUUAGCUGUACACAUGCAAGUCAAGAAUUGCAACAGUACAAGCAAGUGCUCUUAGUUACUUAUUACUUAUAAUAUCCAGCAUUUAAUUAUAUUCUGUAUACAGUUUAA